GAUUGUUUCUCGAGGGAAAAUUACUCACAACACACUGCCCCACCCUCUUUUCACUUUAAAAAAAAAAAAAAAAAAUUUCCUUUGGAAAGUUGUAGCUGUCCUGCACCUUACUUCAACUGCUUUCUGUUUUCUUUGGAUUAAAUAAACAUAUACAGAAUAUAUAACGAAUAGAGAUUUGGCUGGCACUGCUGGAAAAUAUGUCAGAUGACACAAUGACAAAAGGAAGCAUGUGAUAUGGAAUGAAAGACCAGUAAUAAUCUCCUCCCACUAGCAUGACUUUCAAGAGAGCAUGCUGGUUUCUCGAUUGAAUCUGUUGUUUUUCCAUUAUCUGUUAAGUCAUAGUGGCUUUGCAGGGCUGAAUGUUUUGUCUAGUUGAGUGGGUGGCACCUUUGAGUACAAAAAGUAUACAAGAAAAACCGGUUCAACAGGAUUUGCUUUCUUCAGCCUAGAUAUAAACGGUGCUGAGCAGGUGAACAGAGCUUACAGGGCUUGAGUUUCACCUUAGUUUUUAACAGGAGAUUUUAAUUUUCCACUUUCUUUUCUUUCUUUGUGUUGAAAAUGACCAUCAAAAAUUUCUCAAUUGAAUAUGAUGCCAUCAACAGCAAAAACUCUUUCACAAAUGGAGAUGUCAUCAAUGGAAGAAUCAUCGUAGAGGUUUCUAAAGAAACUACAAUCCAAGAGCUUGUUUUUAUAGCUAAAGGAAAAGCUCGGGUUUGCUGGCAUGAGCACUAUGGGCAAGGUCGUGAUCACGUUUACUGGUCUGAUGAGAAAUAUUACGAGGUCAAACAGCACAUCUUGAGAGAAUCAAGACAAGAUGGUACUGAAGUCAUUGGACAAGGAAGACAUGUAUUUCCUUUUACCUUCACUAUUCCUGACAGGAAACUCCCAUCAAGUUUUAAACACUCCAUUGGCAAAAUUGUCCAUAAGCUGAGGGCAGAGCUUAAACAGUCAAUGAGGCUAACAAAAAAAACCAAAGCCCACUUCACAUUUGUGUCCAAAGCAGAUAUGGAUAUCCCGGGACUUAUGGACCCUCAAUAUGGCUGCAAGGACAAACACGUCAGAGCCUUUGGCUCUGGAAACGUCUCACUGGAUGUCCAUACAAAGCAGAUGGGAUACAGACAAGGUGACCCUCUUGAAGUCACACUUGAAAUCACCAAUAACUCCAGUCGUGCGGUGAAGCCGAAAUUCAUACUGUACGAGAAGAAAAGCUUCUUUGCCCAAGGUCGAAGGAGAGUAAACACGCAUGAGAUCUUGAAGGAGAAGGCUGAGGCUGUUGAGGCUUCCUCUGGCAAAAAAACUGUGACCAAGGUGAUCACCAUCCCCAGAGAACUGCCUCCCUCCAUCUUGAACUGUGCCAUCAUCAAGCUGGAAUACAGGCUGAAGAUCCAACUGGAUAUCAAAUAUGCUACAGACCCAGAGGUUAAAAUCCCUAUAGUGGUCCUACCUGAGUUUUCAAAUGUAAAGCAACGACCUGCUGCCACGUCUUCUUUUGGAUUUGAAGCUUUUGGGAACCCAAAGCAACCACUGAGCACCACACCCCAACAUUCAAUGCCUCAAGCUAUGUGGAACACCGCUCCCCAACGUGGAGUACCCUCGCCUAUGGAUCCCCCUCCUCCCUACGGAGCGUACGCAGGGUACCCCUCCCUCCCUCCCUCCUGACAAGUAUACAAAUGCUCUGUAAAUACCUGCCUUAAAAGAAUAUACCAUCAUUAUGAUAUCACAUGUCUAUAACUCUAUCAGACUCAAGGUGGACAGUUUUGUACAGCUUCUCAAUCAACCAGGGGGAUCAUCCUUUUCACUCCACAAACUCCUCUUCCUUGCCAAAGCCUACAUUAUCCACAAUACAGUACAGCAAUCAACAGCAUGUUUCGAGACUCGCAUGUGCAAUUUUAUGGCCAAUAAAUCUUUGAGCUGCUGGCCACCUUCUCUUUGUUACGCCACACCCCCAGAUCAAGAUGACUUAACUUGGCAAUUAUCAGAUAUCCUGCAGCUCCCUCUGGAGCCACAAAGAGGUUUAUACAGCUUUAUUCCAUAUAUGAAGUAGUACUGCCCAAUAAUUGUUAACUUUAAUGUGUAAUAUCAGUAAUCUUAUUUCUUCUAUCUUAUUUCGGUUGGCAAUAUUUUAUUAAUCUAAUGUCGUAGAACAAUUGCACAUAAAGUGUAUUGUACUAGGUUUAUGUAACAGACGAAUAAUUGUCUGUCUUUCAAAUUUUUAAUUGUUCAUGUUUAGAUUGUUGCUUCAGAAAUUGCUUGUUGACCAAAUUGCAAAGUCAUUGCGAAUAAAGUCAUUCACUUUAA
Amphiprion ocellaris (clown anemonefish) is the source of this 2298-nucleotide messenger RNA. RefSeq names its product arrestin domain-containing protein 3-like. NCBI's taxonomy places the organism in Eukaryota, Metazoa, Chordata, Actinopteri, Pomacentridae. The coding region runs from base 559 to 1659 and encodes 366 amino acids. Gene Ontology annotation, biological process: protein transport. The transcript has 6 exons. Gene Ontology annotation, cellular component: plasma membrane; cytoplasm. The record is from RefSeq and is a predicted model, not a curated record.